AUGUGUGCCGCACCGGACAAAAACUGGAAGCCCGUUGAUGAAGUUCUCGAUCUGUUGACGGAAACGAAUAUGGAGAAGUAUCGCAGGCAAAGAAAAGCCAUCGGCCCAGCUUACAGUAUCACGGGGCUAGAGAAGCAUGAAGGGCUGCUUGAUGCUUACAUCGAUAAAUUCGUUGCCAAAUUAGAAGAUCUGAGGGGGAAAGAGGUGGGCCUUGCAAAUUGGGGACACAUCUUCGCCUUGGACUCUAUGAGCCAAUUCACUCUAGGAAAGAGCCCUGGGUACACAGACAAAGGCAGUGACGAUGGAAAUGAGGACGCCAGCCAUGCGCUUUGGCAAUGCUUUACAGUUAUUGGUCUCUUUCCCGGGUUUGUGAAGUUGAUGCACAGCAUACCGAAAGUUGGUAUGUUGCUUAUCCUGCCGAUGUCCCUACUCCUAGGCAUCAGAAUCCCGAAGAUAUGGCCCGUGUUCAACUUCUGCAGCCCAAGCAUCAUGCAAAGAUUGAGAACACUAGAGAGCAUGAAGGAUGUGGAGCUACCCGCCAGCCGCCCUGGUUUCACCCAAGAGUGUGGAAAGGACGUGGGUGUACCGGAACAGAGAGGAGAGAGCAUCGAAGAGACGGACAUGCUGGCUACUUUGAUGCGUCUCCAUAACGAUAGAGAGGCGCGCUUUCCUCCUUCAUGGGUCCUCUCAAUUGCUCUUACCAAUUUUGGUGCCGGGCACGACACGCUGAUGUUCACACUUUCUUCUGCCAUUUACCAUACGUAUACGUCGCCGUCAAUCCUUGCCCGAUUACGCAAAGAUAUGGAAAGCCAGGGCCUUACACGAAACAGCAAAUACUCCGACAUCAUCACCAGAGUAUCAUUGCUCCUCGCCGUUCUGAAAGAAAGCAUGAGGCUCUGGCCUACGAUCGGGUGGUACCUUCCUCGCCUCGUGCCCGCUACAGGGGCUACGCUGUGCGGCACUUAUCUUCCUCAGGGUACCACUGUGGGAACAAGCCUCUGGACUUCCCACUUCAGCUCCGAAGUCUUCGCAGAGCCCCAAAAAUUCGAUCCGGAUAGGUGGCUACCCGAUGGCACCGAGGAGAAGAGGAGGAGGAGAAUUGGCAGAAUGGACAGUGUGUGGAUGGGGUUCGGAGGCGGAAGCAGAAGCUGUCCGGGACAGCACCUUGCGAGGUUCUUCGUCAUCAAAGCGCUAGCUAGACUAGUCAUGGGCUGUGAUGUUGAGGUGAACGGAGAGCCGGAGAUUGGGGGCUGGUUUCAGUGCACGUUGACGGGCGUUGGUAUCAGUAUCAAGAAGAGGAAGAUCGAGUGA
Messenger RNA from Alternaria arborescens, 1311 nucleotides. RefSeq lists its product as hypothetical. The transcript has a single exon. Gene Ontology annotation, molecular function: oxidoreductase activity, acting on paired donors, with incorporation or reduction of molecular oxygen; heme binding; iron ion binding. NCBI's taxonomy places the organism in Eukaryota, Fungi, Ascomycota, Dothideomycetes, Pleosporales, Pleosporaceae. The record is from RefSeq and is a predicted model, not a curated record. Bases 1 to 1311 code for a protein of 436 amino acids.